Ricinus communis (castor bean) is the source of this 919-nucleotide messenger RNA. Its product is annotated as SKP1-like protein 14. The record is from RefSeq and is a predicted model, not a curated record. Gene Ontology annotation, cellular component: cytoplasm; nucleus. Gene Ontology annotation, molecular function: cullin family protein binding. The transcript has a single exon. The coding region runs from base 224 to 745 and encodes 173 amino acids. Lineage: Eukaryota; Viridiplantae; Streptophyta; Magnoliopsida; Malpighiales; Euphorbiaceae. Gene Ontology annotation, biological process: SCF-dependent proteasomal ubiquitin-dependent protein catabolic process.
UUGUUGAGUUUUAGCCUAAUUAAAAGACAUACAGAACUCUGGAGAAGUAUUAUUAUUAUCAUUAUUAUUAUUAUUAUUAUUCCAAUCCAAUUAAAACUCGGAAACCCAAUUCGAAAUCACAAAACUGAAAGCCUAUAAAUACCUCUAAAACCCUAAACCUCUAUCUCUCUCUCUCUUCAGUUUCAACAAUUUGAUUAUAUUCUCUUGAUUCUUAAAAAUUAAAAUGUCGUCCGCCUCUGAUGAAGCUCUUCCUCUUCCCACCAAGAAAAUAACUCUGAAGACAGCCGAUGGAAAGUAUUUCGAUGUGGAAGAAUCGGUGGCCAUGGAAUUCGCGGCCGUAAAGAACUUCUUCGACGACAGCACUGCCGAAACAGCAAAGGAGAUGGUGGUUCCGCUGCCAAACGUAUCGGCGAAGUGCCUGACUCAGAUAAUGGAGUACUGCGGGAAACAGUUAAAAUUUCGGGCAAUGUCCGGUAGUGAGGAUGCAAAGAACGAAUACGAUAAAAGCUUUUUAAAUGAGAUAAAUAAUGAGGAGAUAAAAGAGUUGAUAUUAGCGGUGAAUUAUUUAGAAGUGAAGUAUUUACUUGACGUGCUCACUAAUGCUGUUGCUAAAAGGAUCGAAAAUAAGAGCGUCGAGUAUGUUAGAAAGUUCUUCGCAGUGGAGUCUGAUUUUACACCUGAGGAGGAAGCUCAACUUCACCAGGAACAUGCUUGGGCUUUUGAAAACGUCGAUCCAGAUGAUUAGAUUUAUUUAUUUAUUUAUAUAUAUAUAUAUAUAUAUAUAUAUAUAUAUAUAUAUAUUACGCUCUAAUGAUAUUUUUUUAAAGGUUUUAGUUUUAUUAUUGUCUUUGUCUCAGAACUAGCAGAAUUGUUUUUUAAAUUUUAGAGUUAUCAGUAAUAUUCUUAAUGUUUUGUGCAA